Messenger RNA from Prinia subflava (tawny-flanked prinia), 1045 nucleotides. It is a transcript of the gene ANAPC10, whose product is annotated as anaphase promoting complex subunit 10. Gene Ontology annotation, biological process: protein K11-linked ubiquitination; anaphase-promoting complex-dependent catabolic process. The coding region runs from base 335 to 892 and encodes 185 amino acids. Gene Ontology annotation, cellular component: anaphase-promoting complex. The record is from RefSeq and is a predicted model, not a curated record. Lineage: Eukaryota; Metazoa; Chordata; Aves; Passeriformes; Cisticolidae. The transcript has 5 exons.
GCCCCGCCCCCGGCGUCGUGAGGGGAAGCGGGCGGGGCGCGCGCGCGCACUGCGGCCCCUCAGCGGCGGCGGCCGGUCCCGGCGGGAUCAGGUGGGAGCUGCGGCUCUACCGGGGCCGUGAGGGCAGGAGAAGGAGGACGAGGAGGAAGGUCCAGCUCCGGCAGAAGCUCGGCUGGCUGAGGCGGCCUGUUGGCGCCGCGUCUGGGGGCUGCCCAGGCGGGUCCCUCCCGCCGUGCGUGCGGGGGUCUCGCAUCGCCCUCACGGCCGGAGAGCGGAGCUGGGCCGGGGGUCCGGCGGGGCCCGGGGUCCGGCGGGGCCCGUGCCGUGAGUAGAAAUGACUACCCCAAACAAGACCCCACCUGGUGCUGAUCCGAAGCAGUUGGAGAGGACUGGUACUGUUAGAGAAAUAGGCUCACAAGCAGUUUGGUCUCUCUCAUCCUGUAAGCCAGGGUUUGGAGUGGAUCAGUUGCGAGAUGAUAAUCUAGAAACUUACUGGCAGUCAGAUGGAUCACAGCCUCAUUUGGUGAACAUCCAAUUUAGAAGAAAAACAACAGUGAAGACCUUAUGUAUUUAUGCAGACUACAAAUCUGAUGAAAGUUACACUCCAAGCAAAAUCUCUGUCAGAGUAGGAAACAAUUUUCAUAAUCUCCAGGAAAUCCGGCAGCUGGAGCUGGUGGAGCCCAGCGGGUGGAUCCACGUUCCCCUCACAGACACCCACAAGAAGCCCAUUCGCACCUUUAUGAUCCAGAUCGCCGUUCUGGCCAACCACCAGAACGGCAGGGACACCCACAUGAGGCAGAUCAAGGUUUACACGCCCGUGGAGGAGAGCUCCAUUGGGAAAUUCCCCCGGUGUACGACCAUCGAUUUCAUGAUGUACCGCUCCAUCAGAUAAAACUUCCUCACCAGGAGUAAUGAAGGGAUUGCUUCAUGACUGUAUCACUUCCAAAGUAUUCCGAUACUUGAAGAGCAGGGUUUACUUCAAUGUAAUUGUGUCUUUAUGUUUAUACUUUGUACAAUUUUGAAAUAAAGAUAAUCUUGCGCUACA